Microdochium trichocladiopsis is the source of this 3825-nucleotide messenger RNA. Its product is annotated as Hamartin protein-domain-containing protein. Gene Ontology annotation, biological process: regulation of cell cycle; negative regulation of TOR signaling. Gene Ontology annotation, cellular component: TSC1-TSC2 complex. The transcript has 4 exons. NCBI's taxonomy places the organism in Eukaryota, Fungi, Ascomycota, Sordariomycetes, Xylariales, Microdochiaceae. The record is from RefSeq and is a predicted model, not a curated record. The coding region runs from base 363 to 3341 and encodes 992 amino acids.
CGAGAAAAUUGUGUCUAGUUCUGGUCAUCGCAAGCUCGCACCCCUAGCACUCAACCAGCCCAGGUACCAGCCCAAGCCUGACGUGGUGGAGCUAGAGCCGCCACGUGCAUUAUCUUAUCGUCAAGACCCAUCAUCUGCGCUGACGUUGUCGCAUUCCAUUCCGCUCCCAUUUUCAUUUGCCAAGCUUCAAAACGAUAUGUUCGCAAUGCCCAAACACACAGUUGACCGCACAGGCUCCUUCGAGCUCUCAUGAGGCCUGUCACACUGUAACACCCCGUCUGAGGAGGUCUGCGAGGGGGCCGAGCCACUACUGCUAACCUGCGACCGCCGCACAACCUCGCGGUCUUCGCUGAUGCCUCAAGAUGUCGUCCCUUCCUCAGUUUAAGGAUCUUACAAAGGCUGUUCAGGCGUACGUCCCAACCGGCACCCUCCCGCUCUCCGACGAUCUCGCAGAUAUCAUCGAAGGAUACGUGCGCAAACAUGAGGACAAGUUCGAAGAGUCGAUCGCCGACAAGGUCAACGAGGAACUCCUCUCCAUAUUCCAUAAUGCGGUCGCCAAUAACCCCCCGCGAUAUGCUCCGUUCAUGGCUGUGUUGCGACGUCUGCGCCCGUUGAUCAGUCAGCCGGACAAAGUUCUAAAGUGGACCGAUCUGCUCAUGCCUAUUCUCGACCACUUAACACAAGAGAAGGACCUCGCAAGCGAGUCGCAGGCCCUGGUGCUGGAAAUAUUGACGGCCGAGGACGAGCACAAGGGAGCAGGUCCAGUGGGCGGGGUCCCCAUGGCCAUGGCGGAGAAGCUGUUGUGCAUCUGGCUUGAGGAAUGUAAGUGUGCCGGACGCUCUGACGAGGCGAGCCAGAGCUUCAAAGAGAGGCAUAUACGCGAGACGCUGCUGCAGUAUGGUCGUAAGCGACCAAAGGACUUGAUGAUAGUCAUGGACAAGUACUUUGUUCGCAUGACAUGCAGGGCACGAAUCUUGUUGUUGGUCGCUGACUUUGUCAAAAGUCAGCCUCCGCAUCUGUACACGAUUCUGCAAACGCCUCUUUUUGGCAACCUCCUUACUUGCUUGCAGCAGGACACCUCGUCCACCAUCAUUUCACUGGCGCUCGGCGUCCUGACCAUGGUAUUGCCUCAUAUCCCGAGCUCCCUGGUCCCAUACUUGCCUACUCUGUUCAACAUUUAUGCGCGCCUGCUGUUCUGGGACCGCCAGCUCUCUCACGAAGCCACAUCAGCCGACUCGACACAAGAUCCACGCAUCUCGCCGAGCUCCUCAACAUGGGACAAAUGCGGCUUCUCGUCGAAUCUUGACGUCACCUCUAUUCAGCAUCUCAUGAGCUUCUACACAAUUUUAUACGGGCUCUACCCUAUCAACUUCACCGACUACAUCCGCAAGCCGCAGAGAUAUCUCCGGCACGCUGAUGUACCAGAAGCCGACGAUGUAGAGGUGCAGCCUACAGAGAUCAGGCACGCCACUGAGCCGUUCAGGCAGUGUCAUUUGCUGCACGAGAAUUUCUAUACACUCACCAUCGAAUCUGAGAAGACGGACUUUGGGAGAUGGAUCAAAAGCGAGCCUGCCGAGGUCGUUGCGGACUGCAUGGCACUCUAUGUUGCACCCGAAUGGCAACCGGAAAUUAUUGCACCCAAUUUUACAGUGGAAGCACCUGGGGUUGGAGCCGUCGACGUCGGCGACGAGCCUGAAGCCACUCUCCUUGGCGGUCUUUCUCCACAGCGGACGUCGGUGUCCAGUAGCACGCAGGCCGAAAGCCUGAAACCCGCGGUGUCUCCUGAUAUAGAAAGUAAUGCCGAAGCGGACGCUUUGCCGCCGAUCGCUCGCAAGUCGUCGCAGGCCAGCCAUCACUCAGUCAAGGAUUCUUCAGCCAUGGCAACGUCUAGUGAUGGGCUUGAAACUCUGCCGCGGCAAUUGACAACCUCGGGCUCGCAGACCCGUCUGCAAGAUAUGAUCAACUCCAAUAAGGCCAUCAAAUCUGGACUACACCAAAGUCUGAACAAUGACAGUGUGCCUUCUCUGGCACUUAGCCAGCAUGAAUCGAUUUCAGAGCGUUUGCACAGCCACCUCAACCCUGGUGCUGCUCCUGCUGGGACUGCCACUGACCAGAAAGGAUGCCGCGAGAGCUCGACUGGUCAUCUGUACCGUCAAAUUCUGCUGCUCCAGAACGAUCUUACUUUUGAGAGAUUCAUGAAACAGCAGCACUUGACACAUAUGGGGGAGCUUCGCCGGCGGCAGCUCCGUGAGGCAACGACAGAGGCCGAGGCACAGAACCUGAUGAUUACAAACCGACAUUUGAAACAGCGACUUGCUGAGGCGAAAAGCACCGAGAUUCAAGUCAAGAAAGAGGCAGAGAAGUCACGUACCAUGUCCAAAAAGUGGGAGGCCGACCUGACGACGAAGCUGAGAGCCCUUCGCGAAGAGCAGAAGAAGUGGACGGCCCGGGAGAAAAGCCUAGUCUCGGAGCUCGACGCGGCGAAGAGCGAGCACGCAAAGCUUGUGCAGCUCUUGUGCGAUGCCGAGGUCAGAGAGCUGGGUUUGAAGCAGAACAUGCAGUCGGUUGAGCUUCAUGUUGCCGAGUUGGAGAGGCUACGCAAGGAAGUGGAGAGGUUGACGGAGGCUGAGCGCAAUUUCCAAGCACGCGAAGCUGAACGUCAAGCGGCGCUGACAAGUGCGGAGGAGGCAGACGGCCGCGCAGAGGCUUCGCGUAUGAAAGUCGCUGCGCUGGAGCAAGAGUUGCGACAGAACCAGCAACGGCAUCAGGCGGAAAUAUCAGCUUUGAACACGCGCUUACAGGAUACUCUCAAGAAGGGUUCCGAGCCUCAGAUCGAGGACUUGCGGCCAAAGCUUAAGGCGGCGAUUGCUGGAGCCCGAGCCCAGCAAGAACUGUUCAGGGAGCGCCUCGUCGAGUUCGCGAAGAGAAACAAUGCUUUGCAAACCGAGCUUCUCGAGCUGAGAUCUAGCCUACCAACGCGGAGGCGAUCAGACCCACUACAUGCGUACGACAAGCGGCGAUCCAAAGAUGCGUCUUCCGAGUCUGAAGAUAUUCCCCACACCCGUACCCAGCGAGGUCUUUCGGACCCCGAAACCUACGACCCGACGUCCUACAAUGCCACGGCACCACUUGAGCCUGUCAAGUCGUCGGGGUCAGAUGGUCGUGACGGAGGGCCGCUGAUAGACGCAGCACCGGAGCGCGCAGAGACAGGGGCCGCUGAGCGCUACAUCGGACGAGGAGGUGUGCAGAAUUUCCGAAAAGAGAAGAAAGACAAAAAGGAUGACCGUGACCGAAGAAAACUUGUCGGAAUACGAGGCAUUCGGGGUUUGUGUAGGGGAUAGGAGCACCAUAGCUGGCAGGAAUGGGGCUGUCGCGAAUGCAACUCUUGAAUCAACAGCGGCAAAACUUGACUGCCGGGGUGUUUUGAAAAAAAGACAAUUGUGCCAUGGCCGUGACCAGGCCUUGAAGGACAUCCCUCAAGUCUACUGUGUCUACUUGUGUAGAAACCUAGGCAUGCAGGUACGCAAACCAUGUUUAGUGCUUUGGCACACCUUGUUAUGGUAGCGGGUCAAAGAAGCAUAGUAGUAUUUUGUGUCACCCGAGCUUCUCUCGGACCACGCAGAUUCUCAGUGGCUCGUUCUGGCGCUUUUGAGGACUUUUGAAGGCAAAGUGCGAGGGGUUUGGUUGCGCGCCGAGACGUCAGACCAGCAGCUGGAUUUGAGGCACAGCAGCCAUGGCCACAUUGCUGGCGGGGUACAGACCGUUCCUAUUGCAGAAUCAACAAGUGCUAACAAAUACUGGCCCUUUCUCUUUUUGGCCUUGCCG